Messenger RNA from Petromyzon marinus (sea lamprey), 972 nucleotides. RefSeq names its product gem nuclear organelle associated protein 7 (gene GEMIN7). Gene Ontology annotation, biological process: spliceosomal snRNP assembly. NCBI's taxonomy places the organism in Eukaryota, Metazoa, Chordata, Hyperoartia, Petromyzontiformes, Petromyzontidae. The record is from RefSeq and is a predicted model, not a curated record. Gene Ontology annotation, cellular component: SMN-Sm protein complex.
GACUCCGCUCCGCCCCGCCCACUUGCGAACUCCGCCCCGCCCACGUGGGGGCUCCGCCCCUCCCACUUGUGGACUCCGCCCCUUCCACGUGGGGACUCAGCCGCGGCGAGGAGGCCCCCGCUUUCCUCUAUCCACCGCUGGAUGAGGACCACUUUUCCCGAGGCAGUGCAAGUCCCAGCGAGCGAGUGAGCGAGCGAGCGGGAGGGCCACGGACCGCAUGGCCGCCACGGUGCCCAUGGCGACCCCGGUCCCCAUGGCGACCCCGGUCCCCAUGGCGACCCCGGUCCCCAUGGCGACUCCGGUCCCCAUGGCGACCCCGGUCCCCGUCUUGAGGUUGCCUCUCGGCCCCAACAGCGGCAAAGGCUUCGACCCGAACUCGGCGCGCUUCCGCGCCCUGCACCGCAUCGCUUCUUCUCACGAGACGGGCACCUCCUCCUCCUGCUCCUCCUCCUCGGCUCACUCCUCGUUAGUGCGCCGGGAGCAGGCGGCCCGUGCGCAGCUGCGCGAGAGGUUCCUGCUGGGGCUGGCCGCCGCGUGCGGGAGGCCUGCGCGGUUCCGCCUCUUCUCGCGCCCGGCGCGGCUCCCCGCGGUGCUGCGCGCCUGCGACCUCGAGCUGCUGAGCCUCCUCGUGUCGGCGCUCGGCACCCCGCUGGGCGUGCAGGAGAGCGCCCUGCUGCGCUCCGGCGACGUCCUCCACUUCUGCUGCGCCGUGCCCGCAGCGCUGCCCCGCGAACCGGAGCGGGCGGAGGGAGCGGGGGACGCUGCCUGCCUCGUGAACCCUCGCCGAGAGACGCCAGGGACGUGCUGGACUGUCGGGAGGCGUGACGAGCAGGGGGAGAUGUGAUUCACAGUGAGAGAUGUGAUGCACAGUGACAGAUGUGACGAACAGGGAGAGAUGUAAUUCACAGUGAGAGAUGUGACGAACAGUGAGAGAUGUAAUUCACAGUGAGAGAUGUGACGAACAGUGAGAGA